AUGGAUGCAGCUGGCGAGGUACAGCGGCUCUUGCAGCUCAUUCGAGACCGAUUGGAACGAGGAGCUCUCAAAAUUGAGCCCCGGCAUUCAUAUAAGCACUUUGUCGCCGCAUACGAGGAGAUUAUCGCAGCAUUCGAGUCUAUGGCUAUUGUAAAGAUGCCCUCAUGCAUAGUUCUCGAUGCUACUGCAAAUCUGGCAUUGGGUUUGUUUCAAAUGGGUAUGGCAGAUCUAGCGCGUUGCGUGCUUCGAGCGAAGGAGCCAGAAGCGUGUCAGGUUUUAAAAGCCGUUGCAAUAGGUGAAUCGCUACAGGCCACUGAGAAGCAAUAUGACUGCACUGCUUGUGCUCGACAACAAAGGACCCAGGAGGUAGAGAAUCAUGGAGCUGCUCCUGGUUCCACGGAGAAGUGGGAAACCUGCAAGUGCAGCUUUAAUAAGCACAUGCAUAAGAUGCAAGCUGCUGGAGGGGUCUUACUCUUGUACGCAUUUGCAACAGCUGCCCUUUUUCAAGGCGACGACCGUUGCACCGACGUGGACAAACGCAGAACUGUGUUAAGGGGGAUCCAGGGCCUAGACAUGCUACUAACAACGUGGAGUGUAGCCGCCAAGGCCAAAGGUGUAGCGUCCGCAUCAUUUCCGCUUCAACCCUUUGCGCACCAAGCAGUUGUGAUAACGGCGCGACUUUGCCAAUGCCUUAGUUCAGGCGGAUAUAGCGGCACUGCGGCUAAGAUGCUAGCGCGUUGCUUGCACCGCGUAGAGCCUUUUGAACCAAGUGCAUCUGCUUUUUACUGGAGGUUCUGGUGGCAGCUCGCUCAUCUACAUGCAGGACGGGGAGAAUGGGGAGAAGCCCACAGGAUCUGUGUUGCUAUCUCGAAGGCCAUUUUCGAGACACUGGAUGAAGCUUCAGCAGCUCAAUGGAAGCGACACGCUGGCUACAAACAUUUACUCUUUACAACGCUUCUAAUCAGGUGCAAUGGUGUGGGCUGCUCAGAUGCAUUCGAGGAACUGAAUGCUGCUGUAAAAGCAUUUGUGUCAAGUGUCUGGCCGGGCUCGGCACUCACGUCACGCCGACUAACGCACGCACGUGGCCAUGGAGACAAUACUCGAUCUGUGUGUCCCCCGUCAACAGCAGGGUGCACAAUCCUGAAUGAGCAUCUUCGCAAGCUUCCCCAUGGUGAUCUGGGAGAACGCAUUGGAGGAACAUUGACAUCCUUCAACGAGGGAUGUGCUGCUACAACCUAUCUGCGGCUGCUUCUUUCCUUAAGCCUUACGAUGCUUCAACAGGAACGCUGUGGUAGUCCUGCUGAUAUGCUAAGGAGAUUUGGGCUAAACUUAUUUGGGAACCCAGUCGUUGACAAUCUACGAUCAGAGGCUUCACGCAACGACCAGAUUUCAGUAGGAUCAGAGUCUGCGGAAGGUAAAAUUCCGCUCAAUAGGAAGCGUGAUCAUCCGAAAGGAACAACCAAGAGGAUCUCCACGGCCGCUGCAUUGCCGACGGUCAAGGAAAUUCCUGUAGAGGGCAGCUCUGCAGGGGGAAUUUUACUGAAGCUACUUGACGUUGCUGAUCCACUGCUCACUGAUAUCCUGGCUGCAGCAUUUUAUCUCGAUGCGAUCCUCAGACCGGAAUCCCACGGAGCGGUAUUGGAUACUAGGACUCCAACAGCAACAGCAGGUGAACCUGCCAGCAAAGCCCCGUCAGCGUUUCACGAUGCAGUGACACAUGGCCCUAAGAAAGGAACACGACAACACCCAGCAACGGCGCAGAGUACUGCUAGAGUCGAACGUUCCAAUAACUUCGAUGAAGCGUUCAGAGGAACCAUGCAUGCUGGACAGUGUGCAGCUGCCGCUCUACCCCUGUCUGUUCACACUGAACUCCUGUGGAGGCUCGCUGAAUUGAAGGAAUCUGCAUCUCCUGGAAAAGUUGAAAAGCUGUGGAAGGCGCUUGAAUAUCGGUUUUUUUACGCCAAUUUCUUUUGCCCCCCACUAACUGAUUUGGAUGUGUUUGAGUUUAUUGAAGAAUCCGCUGAUAGCCGGCACUCAUUGCAACAACUCGAGAAGUUGAGACAAACAGGCUGGGUUGUCGCCUCGUCCUGCGACCUCCAAGGGUUGCAUCAACUAGACGAACUCACCAAACCGAUUUUCCCGGGAGAGUCACAAGCAGCUCAGCGCACACCUCAGCAAGCCUCUGUAUGGGGUCAUCAAGCUGAAUCCUCAGGGGAACGAGCUGGUGAGCCAGUUGAUCAAAGUGGUACUACCUUGGGCACGGCAAGCUGCGCUAGGCUUCUUCUUGCUCGUUACUGGGAUUGGGAGGCCUUCUUAAGGUCAUGCAAUACCGAUUCCAAGAUCGGCCCAGUAAUAAGUAAUGAGUUUUGUUUGCCAAAGUCGGAAACCUUGGUCCAGGCUCCGGCUGGGCAAGCUUUCAAGUCAACCGAUCCCGAUUUUCCCCAAAGUGAGGCUACCACAGUACACUUGGCAGCUGAACUCAACAGUAGUCUUCCUCUAGUCUGCGGCAUGCAGCAUGUAGUUGCAAAAUCAUUCAGCGAUGCUGCCGCUAAAUAUAGAGCCAAAAUACGAAAAGUGGGAGGUGCCACGCGCACGGGAGCUGAUACAACAGUUCGCGAUGGCCUCUACCCCAAUGGUCCAGGAAGUCAGUCUCAUGCGCAGCAAAUGGUGCAAGCAGUGCAUAACUUGGAGCAUUUCUUGGAGAAGCCUUUUGUUCCUUUGUGCGCUCUCCGCCAGCCGCAUAAGCUUUUGCAGCCAAUCUUGAAUGCUCCUGUUGUUUGUCACGGGAGGAAAAUCAUUGAUUCCACAUCACAAAGCGAGGGAGCAAUCGCUGAUUGCUUGCCGAAAGGGCCUGGUCCUGAUCAAUCUGCCAUGAAGGAGAGCAACGGGAACCAACUUCAGAUGGAAAGCAUAGGUCAUUCGGGGCCCCACAGCGCGUGUACCACUGCUGGCACACUAACGAAUUCCGAAGCCGUAACUAUUCACGUAUUGCGACUAAAGACUUGUAUUGGUACCAGCGACGACAUGGAAGAAUUCUUGGUAUACACAAAGUUGGCUGCCUGCGGGUUAGGCUCUGAUGGCAAACUAGGCCCUUCGGAAGAAAAUGACUGUGUACCCGAAGGCAUGGAUACAGAGGAAAGGCAACCUCGAAUACGGUCAGCACCAGAGGGGUUCACGUGGAGACUUCGAGGCGGACCACGCUCUGCGUUGCAGAGUUGCCUCGGGGUGCAUCUCGAUUUAAUGUGUACUACAAGCGAAUCAGCUGUCUGGCCGACGCCGCCUAAUCCACGUUUUAAUCACAUGCUUGAACAUUCGAAGACUCACCCAAGGACAACGUCGGCUUCAAAGCUAAGUGUGUGGACAGAAAGCGAAGCAGACAUGCCGCUUUGCGUAGUGGCAAUAACGCUUCACCUAUGGAGCCUCUUGAAGCAACUCGAUGUUACAGAGGAGAUCGGCGACGAACAUGAGUCCCCUUCAUCAGGAGUGGGUUCAUCAGCUCCUCAGCGAGAAGCUUGCAACACUCUUUCAUCUGAGCGAGCUUAUAGGAAAAAAGCGUCGGGCUUGUCUCCGUCACCGAAUUCAAGGCUACGUCUGCUGCUUGAGGUGGGGGCCGUUUGUCAGCGGGCCAUUUCAAGUGAGGGUGUAGGCGAGCUUUUAAUGCACUUCAAGCACGAUUAUAUAUGCGAAGUUCUAUUAACGCUGUGGCAUCAUCACAUUUUGCCUCUUGCCGUGGUGCAUUCCACCACCGCCUCACCAAAAAACCAAAGCGUGGAAAGGAUGCCGCCUGAACGUGCAUACGUGGAUGAUGUCGACUUGGUGCUUUUAGAAAAAGCGGUUAAACUGGUCGCAGGAUUGAUGGUCAAGUGCAAGUUCAGUCACAUCAGGCCAUUGGCUUCCGCAGCGAAUCUAUUGUUGCACUCUAAAGGGCAACCCCUGCACCGGCCCGAGGGGCAGGAACUCCUGAAGGGGCUCAUAUGCCGUGCAGAAGCAUGCGCCUCAGUGCUGGCAAUGGCGUUUUUGGCAGCCCGCAACGCACCUGACGCACAUAUUCUACUUGGCUCGUCUGAUCCAGUGGUUUACUUGGAAAAGGCAUCAAACACGUGCGAACAAAUGCACGGUUUAUUGCACGGUGAAGCAGUUCUAUCGAGGCUCCCAAGACAUCAGCAAAUGCAGGAUAAAGGCCAAGCUUUUCUCGCAUGGGAAGCGGAAGCGGCAGAAGCGUGGAGUCUAUUAGGUCUUCUAUACAAUAUCGAGGCAAGGGUAACGCAAAAGUCCUCAAUCACAUCGUCGGCGCACUUUCCUAUCCUACAACCUACGGCAAGUAACGCUGAGAGUAAAUCAGUUGCUUCCGCACCUAAACGAGAGGACCACAAAAGGCGCAUCAGCAGAGGGCUCAAAACACGAAGACAUACCGGAGACAUUCAAUUGGACCACAAAGCGGAGACAUCCAGACGCCACUCGAAAGUUAAAUGCGGUCACAACUCCUACAGAAAGUGCUUAGAAUUAUGCGCCCUGGCGGAAUACCUACAGCCUGCAGCCGGCGCUCCCUUGGUAGCCGCUGCAGAAGAGGAAGCCUCGUACGCUGAGAUUUUAGAGGCCAAGUGGAUAACCACCGCCACUUCAAGUCCUGCUAUAGAGCCAUUGCCAGGUGCACUGGCGACUUCCAAGCCACGAUUAAAACUUCGAGCUCCUCUCCUAGUUGGUCGCGGCCCCCAGUUUUUGCUGCUAAGCCUCUCGGAAUCAUCCAUUUCUGGGCAGCCUUGGGGACCGAACAGUGGCAAAUCGUGGAAGGUGCUCUACGGAGGACCUUUGCGCAUGCAUGGUGGACUGGGCGUCUCGCGGAACCAGAAGAGCGUUGUUGGCUCAGGGCUACGGAUUGAGCCAACUGAAGUUGCACGCAUCGAAGCCUUGGCAGAAUCUGAUGCUUACGCAGUUGCAUAUGAAGAGGUCGGAGACUCUCAACUAUCGGGAGAUUUAAGCGAGAUAACGCUUCCGCUCACCUGUAACUGGCCACUCCCUUUAGGAAUGAUCCAUGCCCGCAUAUACCACGCAGCAUUAAGGUGCUCCUUGCCUCGUACUGCUGAAGCAGCUCUCAACAAAAUGUGGCAUCUGGUUACGCUACUGGAACCUGGUAUAAAAGGUGAACAGCCAAAGAAAUGGAAACUCAGGGAAAGUGCCCUCGCACGAUUAUCACCCUCCGUCAUACGCGACAUUGCGGAAAGCGUUUCCUGUUGUGACCGGGAGCGGGAGUACCGCUCUAUCCUUCCAAAUGCACGUCCCGCAUUAGUUGGUCUUCUUGAAGCUCUCUCCCGCAAGACAAUAGCCCUAGAGCUGGCGGUAUACUCCCAAAGUGCAGAUAUUGCUGAAAAGCUUCUUGCAAGCCUCCUUAACAUCCUGCAUGCUCUGUUCUACUCCUUUCCGUCCCUUCCUGUGGACAUUGUCCAGCCAAUUAUCAGGGCUUUUGCAGCUAUAGACGUGCUUCCACAAGACUCCUUUCCUCUGCGGGCGCGCGUGAUGGAAGGCGCAUUGCUUGGAUUUGGAUGCCUUGCUGCUGCUCACUUUCAGAUCCCCCUACUUCAUGGUUUAACAUGCAGGCGUUUGCCGCGUUCUUUAGCGCUUCCUGCGAGCGCCAGCUCCACAUUAUCCUCCCUGGAAAAACGUGUAGUGUUGCAUGCAUGGCUUAGUGCAUCGAUAGUAGCUGUAUGCGCAAACGAAUCUACUCCCGCUCAAUCAGCACAAUUUUUAGAAAGACUCCCUCCUCCGCCAUGGAUUGCUGACUCCAAUACCCCAGAGGGAAAGCAGUUGACCACCCUAAUUGCUGCAGUGCUUGUGGGACCUCCUAGCGACAUCAGCCUUACUGUACAGCGGUUGCUAGAGUUCGCCAAGAAUCAAUUUAGACUGCACGGUGACAGCGAGGAUUUUUCUUUGCAAGACCUUGUUAGUUCUCUUGUGUCUAUAGCUUUUAAGCGUCUCAGCAGUCACGUACAAUGGGAAGAAAGGUCACUGUUAGAGGAGAUGAUUGGAGAGGCUGAAAGCUUUUUCGAGUCAGCAGAUACGGCGGCCGCUGCGGCUUUGCACCGCUAUACGAGGGCUUGCCUUGACAUGCACGCCGGAUGCGCUGAGCCCUUGGUAGAAUGGUUGUGCUUUUGGACUCCUAACACGGACCCCUGUGACGUAGCCGAGCCUGGAAGCAUUCUUGACGGGCCUAAAAGCUUGUCCAUUCAACAAAUCACAACCCAAGCUCGUCAAAUAUACACACAGUUUAUGGAACGAAAUGAACAGCUUCUUUCUGCACAAUCAGAGGCUCGCACAUCUCUUAACGAAGACACAACUCUUUGGCUAGCCAAUCUGUCAGCAUUGCUGAUGGUGCUUCCACUGCAACUGCUCUCCCUUCACGGGCGCAUUGCAAAUGUGCCAAUAUCGUUGGGUGAGAAUAUCUUCAGUCAGCACCAGCACGGCCUAUUUGACUUCCGCGCUAUAGCAGAGAACCCAGUGCCUGAUACUGACGCUCCUAAGGAAGAAGGACUUAACGCCAUGCCGAAAGACACAUCCUUUAACUGCGAAAAGGCUGGAAUCGGAGGCAAAGACACCCUGGCAACAUCCUCAGUCGACAGUGGCGUGGGUCGUAGCCAGAUCAAUGCCACAAAAACUGCAUCUCACUGUAACGACGCCUCCCCUUUCCAUGACUCCACUAGUGCGGCUUCGAGCGCAUCUCCGAAUUUAGGGAAACGCGGCGAGCUCUUGGACCUAGUGAGCAAGAAAGCCAUGGAGCUAGAACAUUCGGUGCUUUGCAGUGCGCUUCUCCAGAUGCUUCAACGCAGCGCAGAAGCUGCAUUCCGUGCAGUGGCGAGCAACGCACCUUUAUUAGCGUAUUCAAUUGUCAUGCAACUGGGGAAUGCGCUACUUUUAGUAGACCCAGAUGAGCUAUUGAUUGCAAUUUAUCGCGAAGAUCAUUCUUCAAGCAGCCACUUGGCCAGCUCCGCAGGUGCGAAUUUUGACACCGCUGAAUUUUCCAUGGGAGCUCCUACAAGCACCGCUCGAGAAGUCACCCGAAAUGGAGAGGGAUUUACAGCGGGCAAACAGACCAAGCGGGGUGACCCUAAGGUAACUGGACGUGCAGGUGGUCUUGUAAGCUCUGGACCGACAAACUCGAGAGCAAGCAGGCCGCAGCAGUCACUUGAUACUAGACCCCCUGUUCCUUUGUGCAAUGCCGCUAGUGUGAUUGCUCAAGCCUGUGUACAUCUUGUGCUGCGCCUACUGAUGCACCAUCUCCAAGUCAAUGAGAAGGAUGAGCUGAAAAAUACAAAUUUCGAAGUAUGGAUAGAGGCUACUGAGCUGUGCCCAGAAGAAGUGGCUCCAUGCACUUCGCCGGGAUUAGAGACGUCCAACGGCAUAGUUCAGCUUUGUCAGCAUGUAUUUGACCUAAAGAAAAUUAAUGCCUUCAACCUUGGGGCAGUAUUCAUCUUCUGCAUUAGGAUCAUACUGCAUCAACGCCGCUGGCAUCAAGCUGUAGCGCUGUGCCGCGUCUUUGGACUUUUGGGCCACGGCCCACCGUUUCGCUGUGCACUUGCCCUUGGACUGUGGGCGCAGCACCGAGUCAUUUCGGAAACAGCACUAGCGCUGAAGAAAAUUCAAAAGUACAAGAUUGCAGCGCUGGCAGCCCAGGAGCUUGCACAUGACCGACUGAAGGAGGCGAAGGCUGUAGCGUUUGAGAAAGAGCCGCAAGAACCAGCGCAGGCAACGACUCAAGCAAAGAGACGGGCCACACGUGGGGUGGAACCACGGAGUGACAGCGCAGCUGCAGCUCUGGUGACCGCAGCAGAGGAAGCGGCGCAUCUCGCUGAGGAUGCUGUGGAAUUCUGGGUAGACAAAGAAGAGGCGAUGACCGUAUCUCUUACUAGGCGGAAAAAAGUGCAAAACUGGCUUGACAUCAAGCUGAGCCAGUCAUUUACUUCAAAAACUGAGGCAGAAUCAGUACUGCACGAUCUGGAGAAAGGACGCAAAACGCUGUUGGAAGCCAAGCAGGGUAUCCGAGACCCAGCCUUUACGGACCAGCUGCGGCAGAAGCUUUUAAUGCAGCACAAAAAAGCCGUUCCGGUUUUUCGGAGAGAGAAACAUUUCCAGGGCCUGUUCCGCGUACUGUGCCGGCUAGGCGACCUGUCAUGGCUUGACCAAAACCAACAACUCGCUGGCAACUCAUGGCGCGAGGCUGUUGAAGCGUGUUUUUGGAGACGAAACAUAUUAAGUGACUGGCCGUCUCUUGGAAUCCAGUUUUUCAUCCCGUCUGAAGACCAAAUUGAUAUUCGACUUAGAAGCGUUGUUCCUUUGUACCGCUGGGCUAGGCUUGUGCACCAACGGUCGCACCACGAACAGCUACAUGCAGCACUAUUAGCCUCUCGCAUCCUUUUGGGCAUAUUAACGGCUGCUGGUGACCAUCCUCUACCCGCUAACAUUGACGUCGAAGGAAAAGAAGGAACGCAGUUCUACGCUGCUCGAAGUGACGGCGGGAUAAUUAGACACCGGAUGCUACAACUCCACGGGCGACUUAGCUUGCUACCAACAUCGGUGCUCUCUCCUACUGCAGAUGCCGGAAACUCCUUUGCAGCGUAUAUCGUGGAGGCGCUUGUUUGUCGGCUCGCUGAGCUCUACGGACCGUCGAAUACUAGGCGUUUCCUCUUAGCCAGAGCUUCAUGGAUGUUUGCCGUCUGUUCCAGCUUAUCGGCCCCUCAUUUGGAGAAUGCACUGCUGGCCUGGCAGCAAGCCGCGAGACUCCUCGCGCGAGAAGGAAGGUUGCGCGCAGCUGAAAGUCUGGUAAUACGACUGCUCCAACUCUCAUCUGGUCGCCAGUCUCAAUCGUCAGAGCAUUCUACGAGGGUGGGGGCCCAUAUGCCUGAUACAAUCCUAAAAAACGAAGAAUCCUCGCAUUGUCACACACUUUCAUGGCUUCCGCACCCACCUCAUACCCCGGGGACGCACGUUACCUCCCCUUUAGAGGAGGGAGCUAUUUGCGCGCCGUUAAUCGCAGUGGAAUUACUGGUGCUUCUGGCCGAAGUCUAUAUUUCAAUGGGCUAUCCCGUAAAGGCUCUCGCGAUAUGCAAAUGGGCACGAUACUACGCAAAGGAAGCUCGUGUGGACGAUGGAGCUGCCUUUGCAGAUGCCUGCAUGCUAGCUUCCCAGGUUCUGAAGGAGUGUCCUGGGCUGUUGAGGCAAGCAAAGACAGAAUGUAGCAAAAUAAAGGAGUUUUGGGAAGAAGAUGUGGAGGGCUCUCACUGGACGGAGGGCUCAGAGUCGGAUGCAGGAGCACACUGGAGCCUAAUCAUGCAGUUAACAGCAGAAGCGCUUCAACGCACAGAGAGGCAGCUGUACUGCCUACCGAGUUCAGCGCACAGGGUCUCUCCACAUUGUGGAAAAGCCCCUCAGGACAAGCCUCCAACGUGCAUUUAUUCAAACAAGGUGGGAGAAAAAGACAAUGGGCAUGACUGCAAAACGAAAACGUCCCCGUGGGUGCAGGAUAAUCCGGAAACCAGCAUUUGGCUGCCUUCCGCGUUGCCACUGUUGCCUCACCUAGACUGUCACAAGGAAGUAGCUUGUGUUAAACAAUGCGAAUGCAAAAGCACUCAAAAGCUGUACAAUCCUUGGAGCCAACGGAGGGCUGCGCAGCUUGUUGAGCUUGCUGAGUCGCUUCCGCACCACAACAACGCCUUCGAAUACUACAAUAUAGUGACCAUGGCAGCAGAACAGCUCAGUAUUUUGGGAGAACCAAAUCCUUUAUUAUGUGUCCAUGUGUGGGUCCACCAACUUCGGUGCUUUCGCCAACAAAUGGAAGAACAGCUUCUCUCAAACCAAAAGCCAUGCGUUCCCAUCAAAAUAGGGUGCUCCAAAGAGGAUUGCCAUGUAUCAGCGUUUGACCGCAUGCUGACGGAACAACUACUAGGGUUUUUCCGAUUGGUUAAGAAAGCCACCAAUUUUGUUGAUGCUUACUGUGGUAAUGAUUGGAUUUUACAGAGAUUGCUAUUUUCAGAAGCUCUGCUCUUUUCUGUCCAGAUGCUGGCGCUGUCAAAGCACCUAGGGCAAGACACAUCACAAGCAUCAGGGAGUCCUAAUCCUUCUAAUGGAAGCAAAGAGGAUACUUUGCUAAAAAUGGCUGCACUUGGGGGAAUCAACUUAACCAUGCUAGCUCUCUGUCAGGUGGAGGCAAAACGGCAUCUGAAAAGGCAUAUCGAAAAGGCUGAUGAGCUUGGUGCAAGUCUUGACUCCUCGCGUUGUCCAAAGCCUCUGAUUAGGCUGUUCAUCGCCAUCCAAAACUCAUUUUCUACCCCAUCAUGUUUCGAAAAAAUGAUGUGCGAAGAAACUCUUACUCAUGGGGCGGCUUUGAAUGUUUUACAAGAAGCCAUUCGUCGAUAUGGAAGGCAGAAAAGCUGGAUCUCGCCAGAUCGAACACUCACGAACUGCCUGCAUCGCAUUCUCUUCAACUUGCCUAACCUCCAAGAUGUACUUGGGUUGUCCCCCUGCCUCGCCUCAAAUCCAUUUGCCAGCCUUGUUGGAUUUAUUGGAGAAUCCGGAGAGAGCUCAAAGCGAUUUACUGCUUUGACUGACACCAAUUCUAACAAGAAAGAAGCCCAAGACGAUAAAAAGAUUAGCCUCAUCGAAAUGCAGAGCUCAGAUAUAUCUUUUCUCAGAGAAAGUCUUGUGGAGUGCCUGAAAGCUCUAAAAGUUAUGGAUACGGACCCUCUUGUGCUUGCUCAGUUGAUAUGGUUGCCCCCUGGUUCUCCAAACAACCAGAGUAUAGAUCUCUUAGAGCAUUUACUAUCGGCAGCCUUUGGCGGUCCCUCAUUAGGUUCUCACAAAACUGGAAUUACACCUGUUACCCACAUCCCGCCCACCAGCUUGACAAGCGGACUAGGGUUAAACUUUGCCUUGAGCGAUGCAAAGCGUCAUUUUACCCAGCCUGCCCAAGAGUGCGCUCAUCUUCCUACAUCAGACCUGGUUGGCCUGGUUGCAAUCUUCUCUGGAAAAGAAAACAGCUAUCAAGAUGACAGCCCAGCGAUACUUAUUAGCGUCAAGGCAUACAGUAGGCAGAAGAUUCAAUUGCUCACAAGCGCCUGUCAUUCAUUAUCGCUGGAGUGGAGAAAAGGUUUGAUGGCACCGCGAAUCUUGGUCGAUCAGGACUCGGGAACUUUUAUGGCUGAUUACUGCUCACUGGAGAAGCGUACUUUGGAUGUGUUUGCUCGCAUUUACUCUACUUGUAGCGAGGGGAAGGGUGUUUCUGUAGAGGAACUGCAGGAAAUAACUACCCUGGAUACCGAUCAAAAGGAAUUCUCUCUGAAAUUAAAAGCAGCUGCCGUGGAGCCAGGUAAAAAUCGUGAGCAACACCGUCCAGAGAGCAGCAAGCGAGAUGCUAGGCUCUCGAUCAAAAGGUCCUCAGGUAUCGCAGACCCGACGUGCCCCCAGGUUGCAUCAAGUCGGCAGGAAGAGCACUCGAAGGCCUCAAAAGAGCGCUUUAGUUCAACUCCGCUUAUAGGCACUGUUACGGAAACUACUAGUGAAAAACUCAGUGGGAUAGUUCAGGAGACACCCAGACAGAGUCUAAGCGGGGACACGAUGAGUCCAAAAAGACACCGCUUACAUGCACACCAGAGCGUCGAUGACCUAUCCUCAGAAACGCUUGGCAUCCAAAAUAUGCCGUUCCAGUUUCCUGCUAGGGACUACGAUUCCCUGCCCAGGGCGGCGGUGUUACAACCCAACCUGUCGACACGAGAUUAA
Molecule: messenger RNA, 11763 nt
Organism: Cyclospora cayetanensis
Lineage: Eukaryota; Apicomplexa; Conoidasida; Eucoccidiorida; Eimeriidae
Exons: 22
Coding region: 1-11763 (3920 amino acids)
Source: RefSeq, a predicted model, not a curated record